AUGCCUGAUUAUUACCGCAAGACUCGCCUAGAACACUACGAUCCUUACAGACGCGCAUCCCUCUAUAUUGAGCCCCUGAAUAUAGACGAUAGUGAGAUAGAAAGUCUUGAGUUCUGCUCAAGUUUCAUGCUCGACGCCGAUAUCUUCGAUGAUGAUUUUGAGAUAGCAAGUGUUGUGGAAGAAUACAAACCAUUGGCUACCACUGCGAAGUGGUCCGCAAAAUUUACCGUAGCAUGGGAGGCUCUGUUGGUUUUCACAUCAAAGUGUGCUAAACUGCUACAACCGAACUGA
Messenger RNA from Pleurotus ostreatus (oyster mushroom), 291 nucleotides. RefSeq lists its product as uncharacterized. The record is from RefSeq and is a predicted model, not a curated record. The transcript is spliced from 4 exons. The coding region runs from base 1 to 291 and encodes 96 amino acids. Lineage: Eukaryota; Fungi; Basidiomycota; Agaricomycetes; Agaricales; Pleurotaceae.